Molecule: messenger RNA, 5325 nt
Organism: Coregonus sp. 'balchen'
Lineage: Eukaryota; Metazoa; Chordata; Actinopteri; Salmoniformes; Salmonidae
Source: the annotation of a GenBank genome assembly
AUGCUUGGAUAUGAUUCUGAAGACUCAAUCAGAAACAUAGAAAUAAAAGAAUAUGAAUAUGUGCCAGGAACAGACAGUGAGAGCAGCUUAGAGGACUUUACUGCAUUAAAGGACAAAUGCACCACUAAAGCAAGAUCUGCACCUAAAGCUGGCCAACUUGACAAAUACAUGCUUGGAUAUGAUUCUGAAGACUCAAUCAGCAGCACAGAAAUAACAGAAUAUGAAUAUGUGCCAGAAUAUGAAUAUGUGCCAGGAACAGAAAGUGACAGUGAGAGCAGCUUAGAGGACUUUACUGCAUUAAAGGACAAAUGCACCACUAAAGCAAGAUCUGCACCUAAAGCUGGCCAACUUGACAAAGACAUGCUUGGAAAUAAUUCUGAAGACUCAAUCAGCAGCACAGAAAUAACACGAGAUGAAUGUGUGUCAGGAACAGAAAGUGGCAGUGAGAGCAGCUUAGAGCACUGCACUGUAUUGAAGAACAAAGGCCCCACCAAAGCAAGAUCUGCUCCUAAAGAUGGCCCAAAAAAUACCUAUAAGAGACAUAGAAAUACAGAAUCUGACACCUCUGUGCAAGAAUCCACAAGUUCACUUGAAGUCAUGCACGUUACAAAGACUAAAGAUGGCUCAAGAAGAUACACCAAAAAACAUUACUGUCUCUUUUGUGAGAAACCACAAUCAAAAAUAGCCCGGCAUCUGGAAAUGAUUCAUAAAAGUGAAGCUGAAGUCGCAAAGGCCCUUUCUUUCCCAAAGAACUCCAAGGACAGAAAGCUCCAACUGACUAUACUGAGAAAACGAGGGGACAGAGCACACAACAUGCAAGUCAUAAGAGAAGGCAAAGGUGUUAUAGUUCCUUGUAAACAAACCAGUUCCCCAAAUGGAAAUCCAAAAGAUUUCUUGCACUGUGCAAACUGCCAAGGACUCUUUAAAAGAAAAUUCCUAUGGAAACACAUGAAAAGGUGCCCACUGAGAGGUGUACGUCUGAAACCUGGUAAAACACGAGUGCAGGCUAUUUGUGCCCAUGCACAACCUGUGCCAGAUGGGAUAAGCAAGGGACUGUGGAAACUUGUCAAUGAUAUGACACAAGAUGAGGUGGUAGAUGUCAUAAAGAGAGACAAAUGUAUCAUCCAGUUCGGGGAGCAACAUUACAACAUCAUGGGACACAGACGUGCCAAUCAUGAAUUGAUACGGCAGAAAAUGCGUGAGCUGGGGAGACUGGUUUUGAAAGGGAAGCAGGUGUCACCUCUUACGAGAUUGGAUGAAUACAUUGAUCCAGCCAACUUCUUCCUCACAAUCAGUGCAGUGAAAGCUGUUUGUGGCUUUGACAGUGAAAAGAACACACUAAAGACACCUUCACUAGCCUUAAAACUUGGCCAUAGCCUUCAGAAGGUCGCAGACAUAGUUAGUUGUGAGGCUAGGGUCUCCGGUAACAAGAAAAAGGCUCAGAAGGUGGAGGACUUCAAACAUAUCUAUAAGACAUGCUGGAGAGAGCACAUCUCGUGUCAUGCUCACAAAUCAUUUGAAGAAAAUAAGUUCAGCGCUCCACUGAUCUUGCCAUUUGCUGAAGAUGUCAAGAAACUGCAUAUCCACCUUGAAGAAAAACAGAAAACAUGCUACAGCCAACUUUCCAAAGAACCUAACAGGAAGACGUGGGCACAGCUCGCUAAAGUCACUCUGUCACAAAUGACGGUCUUUAACCGAAAAAGACUAGGGGAAGCCUCCCUGAUGACAGUGGCCUCAUUCGUGUCUCGAGACAAAACUGCUUUACAUGACGAUUAUGGGAACUCCCUCUCAGAUGUUGAACGGGCACUAUGCCAACAUUUUAGUCACAUAGAAAUAAGUGGAAAGCGAUCAAGAAAAGUCGCAGUGCUUCUAUCACCUACAAUGAUCAAAUCAAUGGAGCUGCUUGCGGAGAAGCGCGAACAUUGCGGCGUUCUGAAGGAGAACAUAUAUAUGUUCGCCAUUCCAGGCUGUCCAACAUCAUUCAGCGGAUCAGACUGCCUGCGUCUCUUUGCCAAGAAGUGUGGGGCUAAAUGUCCAGAAUCCCUCUCGUCCACCAAGUUGCGUAAACGCAUCACCACGAUGUCUACUGUACUCAACUUAAAUGACACCGACAUGGACCAGCUAGCUGAUUUCCUGGGACAUGAUCUACGGAUAGACAGGAAAUAUUACAGGUUACCUGAGGGAACACUUCAGCUGGCAAAAAUCACCAAAGUCCUCAUGGCGAUGGAGCAGGGAAGGCUAAACGAAUUCAAGGGGAAAGGUCUUGACCAGAUAGACAUCAGUCCAGCGGGUAUGUAACAAUUUGUCAAUGAAGUUGAACCUGGUACCUCAACCCUGUCAUGGUGACAUCUUCUGAGCAACCUGUCUAUUUCUCCCUCCUUGCUAAGUGAUAUGCUUGCUUGCUUGUAUUUCAGAGUGUGUUGAGCUGGAUGAAGAGAGUGAUACGGACUUCACUGAAGAAACUCCUGGAAGGUCAUGUGAGCCACAAGGUAAACAUUUUGAUGUGGAAUGAAAGUAUUUAAGGCACAGCAGGUUUUAGAAACUUGUUCAAUUUUCAUUUCCAGCCAUAACAUAUUAAUUAAUGACACAAACAUACUGUACCUUUGGGCUGACAGUUUAAUUGAUACUGUAUAUGUAAACAGCAUGUCGUAGGAUUUCAAUACUGACCCGUGGGAUUUAGGAAUUUGUAUUCAUGUGUCUCCAUUGGCUCACCAGAGAGGACACGGGAGGCCAUGGCAGGAAGAUCAGGUAAAGAAACUGCCCAGAUGAAUCUUAUUGUUGUGUUUGUUGUCUGCAUGCAUUUCCAGCACUUAGUCAUAUCAAAAUAGUUUUACACUAGAUUGUUUACUACCACAAAGUGUUAGUAUAGACAUAUUAGUCCUUGCAUGUAGACUGUGGUCUGUGAAUUUGUGGUUUAUAUUUCCUGCCAAGCCAGAUCUUUCAGCUCUUUUCUUUAGUAAGUGGUACUCAGCCACUUUGCUGAAGGAGUCCCAAAUUGUGGUUCUAAAAAUUAACAAGUAAUCCACACACUCGUGAUUUCAUUACUCAUGCUCCAACAAUUACAUUCUGAAAAUGCAAUGUUCCAAUUUUUAAAGGGAGACUCAUUGAUGUGACGUCACGGACAAAACAAGCGGCGAGACCAGUAUUCAUUUUGGCAGCUGUUUUAGUCUUUUAGUCUUAGUCACAUUUUAGUCAUUUCAUCUCUCGUUAGUUUUAGUUAUUAUCAAUCUACUAAAACUGGACAAUUUUAGUGUAGUUUUAAUCACAGCCAUUUUUAAAUGUAAUAUUAUUUUUGUCAUUUAACAGAUGCUCUUAUCCACGGCGACUUACAGGUAGUGCAGUCAUCUAAAGAUAGCUAGGUGGGACAACCACAUAUCCAGUCAUUUUUCUCACCAUCAUAACCAUCAAGGGUGUAAAUAACAGAAAUGCCAGAAGUAUUACUGUACUCCUAAUACUCAACAAAUAGCAUUUGUUUUUCCCAUUGGUAAAUAGCAACUACAACUCGCAGUUGCGGAACGCGAGAGACCGCAUCCGAAUGAAUGUGUUCAAAGCAAAAAUAGCCUACAUGAAAGUAAGAGAGUGAGUAAACAUUAUUGUUUCUACACUGAACAAAAAUAUAAACGCAACAUGUAAAGUGCUGGUCCCAUGUUUGAUGAGCUGAAAUAAAAAAUCCCAGACAUUUUUCAUUUAUAUAAAAAACGUAUUUCUCUCAAAUAUUGUGCACAAAUUUGUUUACAUCCCUGUUAGUGAGCAUUUUAUCCUUUGUCAAGAUAAUCCAUCACCCUGACAGGUGUGGCAUAUCAAGAAGCUGAUUAACAGCAUGAUCAUUACACAGGUGCACCUUGUGCUGGGGACAAUAAAAGGCCACUCUAAAAUGUGCAGUUUAGUCACACAACACCCUGCUGACUGCAGGAAUGUCUACCAGAGCUGUUGCCAGAAAAUUUAAUAUUCAUUUCUCUACCAUAACGUCGUUUUAGAGAGUUUGGCAGUAUGUCCAACCGGCCUCACAACCACAGACCACGUGUAACUAGGCCAGCCCAGGACCUCCACAUCCGGCUUCUUCACCUGCGGGAUCGUCUGAGGAGGGCUGGGUUGAUGGGGGUGCUGAGGAGUAUUUCUGUCUGUAAUAAACCCUUUUGAGGGGAAAAACUCAUUUUGAUUGGCUGGGCCUGGUUCCCCAGUGGGUGGGCUUAUGCCAUCCCAGUGACAAUGUAAUCUGUGUGCCUACAGUUGCUCAUACCCCCUCUUUUUCUAAACAUGUUGGAGAAAUUAAUCUUCAGUUCCAGAUAUGUCACACCACUGUCUCCUUUGGUGGUGUAUAAUUGGCAAGGAAAUGUGUUUCAGGGGCUUCAGGAGUGGAGAACAACACAUCAUACAAUUCAGACAACGAUUCUGCAGGUAAGAUAUGAGUAGACAGUUUAAUAGAUCCUGUAUACGGCAUGCAAACGGCAUGUCAUAGGAUACGGGAGGCCAUGGCCUCCUCUAUAGUCUCUCCUAUUCUGAGAUCUCCAAAACUACAGGCUCAAACUUAAUUCUGUAAGGAAAACUAAGAAGAUUUGGCCAUUUAACAAUUUAUUGAAUCAAAUAUAAAUGGCAAUAUAUUUAGUAUUGGCUUUGCUCCUUUCGGGGUACUAGCUACAACAAAAGCAUCAUAAAAGUUAACAAUUAAACGAAACAAUAGGUAGAGAAUGGAAUAAUCUUCAUUCCCCAUAGGGAUAGAGCAGACCCAAAGCAGGCGGAGACUGGAGGUAGGGGAUGCAGAACAAAAAGGGCGGUAGGUAACGUAGCGGUUAGAGCGUUGAGCCAGUAAUUGAAAGGUUGCUGGUUCGAAUCUCCAAGCUGACAAGGUGAAAAAAUCUGUAGAUACUCCUUUAAGUCGCUCUGGAUAAGAGUGUCUGCUAAAUGACUAAAAUGUUAAAAAAUUUAAUAAAAAAAAUAAGCAUUUAGUAUCCAGUUUGUAAACAGCAUGCAACAUUAUAACAUGACUUUAGUUAAGCAGCAAAAGCACAUGCAUAAAAUUCAAACAACAAACAUGUAUGGUGAUGCAGCAGAAAGGAUGUGCAUUGUCAGGCAGCAUCAGAAUGGAAGUGCUCUUAAAUGCCUCAAAUAUUUUUUAAUUGUUGUGUUUACUUGUCCUAAGGUUCUAAGAAGAGGAAGUGGAGUGAGGAGGAGAAAGGGGCAGUGGAAGAAAAAAUUAUAAUAAUCAUGGACUCUGGAGCUACUCCAGGGAAAGCAGACUCUUGCAUGCAUCAAGGCAGCGCCACAAGCCCUCAGAGAGCGGGACUGGCGUGCAGUGAAGUAUUAUGUCAAGAACAGAAUUACAGC